CUCGUUCCCAUGCGCAGAGUUGUAAUGAAAGUUAGCAAUGAUAAUAAGAAUACAGUCAAGAGAAGGAACAAAGCGAAUAGAUGUUUUGCCCUCAGAGACAUGUCGAACUCUUUGGAUGAAAAUUGCUGAAGAGUUUGGACUUAAUGUCAAUCACAGCAAUUGGUCUGUUUGUCGAGAUCGAAACAGCACAGUGCUUUUUCCUUGUACAAAAAAGCCUUUGUCAUCUGCAGGCUUGAGACAUGGAGACAUGGUUUUUAUUGCAUUGCCAGAACAGCGUGCUAUGGACACUAGUAGUUCAUCAACUGAUGCAGAGGCUGGAUCGGUUCAAGGUGUGAAAGAGGAUGAAGUGGAUGUUUUACUUUCAAAGGAAAGUGGAAGAAUUGAAAGAGAGAGAGAUGCUCAGUUAUGUCGUCAUGGCCCACAAGGAAAAUGUGUUCACUGUCUUCCAGUUGAUCCAUUUGAUGAAGAGUACUUGAAAAGUCGAGAUCCACCUAUCAAGUAUCUGUCAUUUCAUUCUUAUUUGAGAAAGCAGCAAAGUGGUGUAGAUAAAGGAAAGUAUGCAUUUCUAGAAAGUGUUUCGUCGACAGGAAAGAUGAGAACUAACAAAUCUGGAGACACAUGGCAGGAGUUACCUAGCACAAUCACUCUCAAGCGACAGGAAUAUCGUCAUGUGGAUAACAUUAUGUUUGAGGACCCUGGAUUGGUAGACAGAUUUAUUGAUUAUUGGAGGCAUGGUGGGAAACAGAGAUUGGGUUUCUUAUAUGGUCGGUAUGAGGUUCAUAGAGAUGUACCACUAGGAAUCAAAGCUGUUGUUGCUGCCAUCUAUGAACCACCUCAGGACACUACAGCUUCAAGCAUUGUGCUUCUAGAAGAUGAACAGGCAGAAAUUGUGAACGAGGUUGCCUCUCACUUAGGCUUACAUCGCAUUGGCUGGAUAUUUACUGAUUUAGAAGCACUGCCAGGGCAACAAGGCAAAGUCAUGUUCAAAAGACAUGGAGACACAUACUUUCUGACUGCAGAGGAAUGCAUUAUGGCUGCUGACUUUCAACUCCAACAUCCGAACGCUUGCAGACACGUUGCUUCAGGAAUAUUUGGUUCAAAGUUUGUGACUGUUGUUAUAACAGGAAAUUCAGAUGAGCAGAUUUCAUUUGAAGGAUAUCAAGUAACCAACCAGGCAAUGACACUGGUGCAAGAAAACUACCUCGUGCCAACUAUUGACGCACCAGAACUUGGUUACAUUCGAGAAUCAGAUGAGGGUCAGUAUGUUCCAGACGUCAUUUAUAAGGAGAAGGAGGCGUACAAAGUGGCGAGGCCUUUGCCAGUGGAGUAUCUCAUAGUUGAUAUGCCAGCUGCGUUUCCUCAGGAUCCUCGGCCCAUGUUCCAAUGUGGAGUCGGAAAACCAUUUCCUGUUGAGAAUCGUACUGAUAUUGGACAGUUGCAAAAUUUUGAUGAGUUUGCUCAGUAUCUAUCGCAUCAGCCGAAAGACCAUUUUGUAUCUACCAUCACUGAUUUUCAUUUGAUUCUCUACCUUUCAACAGCUCCAUCUGUAGAUGUAAUCAGGCCAUAUGUAAAAGAACUGUGUGAGGCAAUUUGCAAUCAUGAUGAUCCAGUCAUAUACCAGUGGAAUGAACGUGAUGCAUGGAAGACAGUUGAAUGUUUGGUCGAACAAUUCAGCAUGACUGGUCGUGGGCCACCUAUAAUAACACCACCACCACAACUUCAAGCCUGGUCUUGUCAUCGGUGCACAUACAUGAACAGAGGAAAUGAAACCAUUUGUCAGAUUUGUGACUCUCCAAGACAAGGAUAACAGCAGAUACUAGGGCAUGGUCAGAACAUAUACAGUUCAUCCAUCUUUGCUAGAAUAUAUCUCUAUGUAGAGAAACCGGUUAACACAGUUAUUGUUUGUCUUUAAAAUGUCUGUGAUGACUGUAAAUCAUGGUUUUUCUCUUAAUUGAACACUCUUUGCAAUUGCAUUGGCCAUUGAUUGAUUAACUUAAGCAACCAUUUUAGGCAGUGUCAUGGUGGUUUGCCAUGCAACAUACUUGAUGUACUACUGCAAAAUGAAUUUGAAUUGUUCUUAAUUAAGGAUGGCAUGUG
This is a messenger RNA of Corticium candelabrum, 2097 nucleotides long. Its product is annotated as nuclear protein localization protein 4 homolog. Gene Ontology annotation, cellular component: nucleus. The transcript has 19 exons. Gene Ontology annotation, biological process: ubiquitin-dependent protein catabolic process. The record is from RefSeq and is a predicted model, not a curated record. The coding region runs from base 38 to 1807 and encodes 589 amino acids. NCBI's taxonomy places the organism in Eukaryota, Metazoa, Porifera, Homoscleromorpha, Homosclerophorida, Plakinidae. Gene Ontology annotation, molecular function: ubiquitin protein ligase binding; ubiquitin binding.